AUGAAGAAAAUUAUUUUCUCAGUCAUUGGACUUGCAGCUACUUUCGCUAAUGCGUAAAUUAUAAUGGAGCCUCCCACUACUUCAGGCAGAGAUGUAGCCUUGAUAAUGGUUCAAGGUCCAGGUUAUCCUGCAGAUGGCUAUAUUCCCGUCAUCUAGUAGAUUUAGCAAUUUGCCUCUCAAAAUGGUAUUAAUCUUUUCGCUUCAGUUCCAACAUUCCCAGACAACAAAGCUGAUGCUGGUAAUAUAAUAACUGAAUUCAAGAAAUCAAUGGAUGGCUUAAAGUCAAAAGGCUUUACUGGAAAUGAUGUGUUCUUGGCAGGACACAGCGAUGGGGGUGCUAUUGCCCUAGAUUAUGCUAUCAAGGGUACAUAAGUUUUAAGAGGUGUGAUCCUUGAGGGAAGUAUAAUGAAAAGAGACCAAAGAUCUAUUGAGUCUAAUGGAUUCACAAAAUUUUCUCACAGCGUACCUACACUUACUCUCUGUGGAGAAUUAGAUGGAAUAAUGAGAAUUUCUAGAUGCGCCGAGUCUCAUUGGCACUAAACUGAGAAUAUUGAUUAAUCUCAAAAAGAUUUAUUCCCAGUUGUUGCAUUAAAGGGUCUCUCUCACUGGAGAUUCUCUAGUGGAGCCAUUCCAGACACAAUUAAGCAAAAUGAUCUUAGAGCAGAAAUUGAGGAAAAAGAUGCUCAUACUCAAAUAGCCUAAUCAUUCGUUGGCUUCUUUGGUCAGAUUCUUAAAAUACAGAGUGCCUCUCAAUUAAUGGCUAAUACCUAAUAAGUCGACCUUAAGCCAUUAGUCAAUGCAAUGGUGAUGGAAGGAAGCUUCUAUAUGAAAAAAAUGUGCAACAGUGGAACAACAGUUAACGUUGAAGCCCCAGAUUGCUUAAAAGGCUCCCCUUAUAUCAAUUAAUUCAGCAGCCUCUAAAUGGCCGGUGAAAUCUUAAAUAAAAACAUCAAGGUCGUAAAUGAUGAUAACUUCCAUAUUGCCUCAACAUUGAUACCUUACCAUCACCCAUCUAUAAAUAGUACUUGUGAUGGAGAUACUCAGGUUGAAUGUAAAGUUAAUACCAUCUCAACUACAGAGAAUAUCUAUGAGUCAACAGAAGAUAAUGGAAAGCAUGCAGUUGGAGCAACAGAAAUGAAAACUAAAUUUAAGUCAAGAGAAGCUAUUCAAUUAGCUGCAGGAAACAAGAAAGCAGAUUUCCAUGAAAUGGAUGAAGUGACAGACAGGUGUGGGGAAAUUAAUAAGGAUGUCAUUCAAUGGGCCUAUGAUCAUUCAAGCGAUGAAGCCAAGAAAAGAUAUGACAGCUAUGGUGAGAAGUUAGUUGUAGGAGCUGACUUAGGCCCAUACAACGACGGUCCAUCUUGGAUUUGGAGAUCACUUCAGUAUAAUGAAAAUAAGGAGAAGACUCAAGUAUCUGUUCAAUCUCCAGCAAUGAAAUUCAAGGCUGACUUUUUCCUUGAAUUUUCUGCUGGUAUUCAUUACUGUAAAGUCCUUUCCCCAUUUAGAGCUAUGGAAUGGAUUUACUUUGAUAGCUUAAAAGGCCAUUAUAUGCCAUAAACUUAAGUCUAUGAAGCCUUCUUGCAAUGA
Stylonychia lemnae is the source of this 1587-nucleotide messenger RNA. Lineage: Eukaryota; Ciliophora; Spirotrichea; Sporadotrichida; Oxytrichidae. The record is from the annotation of a GenBank genome assembly.